Salarias fasciatus (jewelled blenny) is the source of this 348-nucleotide messenger RNA. Its product is annotated as cilia- and flagella-associated protein 45-like. The record is from RefSeq and is a predicted model, not a curated record. Bases 1 to 348 code for a protein of 115 amino acids. NCBI's taxonomy places the organism in Eukaryota, Metazoa, Chordata, Actinopteri, Blenniiformes, Blenniidae. The transcript has 3 exons.
AUGAAUCCUGCUCUCAUUACAAACAUUGGACUUCAUGACACGCUGAAGCCAAUUGAUGAUAAGAUUGUGUACACAAAGUUCCAGAACCAGAGACAUUCCCAGGUGGAAAACAAGAGAAAGACUGAGGCGGAAUGUCGAGAGGAGGAAAAGAGAAUGCACAGCAUGAGGGACUCGGAGCGCCUUCGUGCUUUAGAGGUGGAGAAAGACAUGGCUAAGAAGAGGAGGGAGCAGGAGGUGACGAUAUCUGCUGAAGCCAAACAGGCUCAGCAGAAAGUGGUGGAAGAGGAGAGGCUGGAAGAUCUGAAAAUUGCAGACUACAUUGAAGAGAAGGACGAGGAACGCUUCUAG